GGACAAUCAGUGCAAUUCAACGACAAUGGUUGACGCAACAUCACAACUUCAGCAAGCCAAAGACGCUCACAAGAAAGGCGACCUUCACUCUGCCGAGCAGGGUUAUGUUGCCAUUCUCUCUACUGAGCUAGGAAACACGAAUGAUACUGUGGUGAGAGAGCAGGAAGAUGCAUUGCUUGGUUUGGGAGAGUUGUAUAGGGAUCAGAAAAACAUUGAUGCCCUCGCCGACCUUGUCCGCAAGUCUCGGACAUUCAUGUCUUCCUUCGCCAAAGCCAAGUCCGCAAAGAUCAUCCGUACCCUCAUCGACGACUUCAACCCAAUCCCCUCCGCGACCCCCGUCCAAAUCAGCAUCACCAAAGAAUGCAUCGAAUGGGCCCUAAACGACAAGCGAAUCUUUCUCCGCCAAACGCUGGAGGCAAAGUUGAUUGGGUUGUACUUGGAGAACGCGCAAUUCCAGGAUGCGCUCAAGUUGAUCGAGACCUUGUUGCGUGAGUUGAAGAAGCUUGACGAUAAGGCUAUGCUUGUCGAGGUACACCUCUUGGAGUCACGCGUGCUUUCCGCAUUGCGCAACCUCGCCAAGUCAAGAGCCGCCCUCACCGCAGCCCGCACGAACGCCAACUCGAUUUACUGCCCACCCUUGCUUCAAGCUGGAUUGGAUAUGCAGUCCGGUAUCUUGCAUGCGGAUGAUAGGGAUUUCAAGACUGGCUACUCCUACUUCUUCGAGGCGUUGGAGGGGUACGCGGGCAUCAACUCUCCUUCUGCAUCGAACAAGGAGGCUGCGGUCGACACGUACGGCGAUGCUGUCAGGGCAUUGAAAUACAUGCUGUUGUGCAAGAUCAUGAUGUCGGAAACCGACGACCUCGGUGUCGUGAUCGGCAGCAAGAUGGCGCAAAAGUACGUCGGCCGCGAGGUGGAGGCGAUGAAGGCUGUCGCGGUGGCUCACCAGAAGAAGAGUCUCGCGGAAUUCGAGAAAGCGCUAAGCAACUACAAAUCGGAGCUUCAGACCGAUCCUAUCAUUCGCCAGCACUUUACGGCACUCUACGACUCGCUCCUCGAGUCUAACCUUUUGCGCAUCUUGCAGCCCUUUUCACGGGUGGAGAUUUCGUAUAUCGCAGAGACCAUCCAGCUGAGUCAGCAACAGGUGGAGAACAAGUUGUCACAAAUGAUCUUGGACAAGGUGUUGAAGGGCGUGCUCGACCAAGGUAGUGGCUGCGUGGAGAUCUUCGAGGAGCAGGAGAAGGAGGUGUUGUAUAACCAAGCAGUGGAGACUAUGAAGCACCUUGGGGAUGUCGUAGACCUGUUGUACGAGAAAGCGAGGAAGCUGCGCUGA
This is a messenger RNA of Saitoella complicata NRRL Y-17804, 1330 nucleotides long. RefSeq names its product 26S proteasome non-ATPase regulatory subunit 11. Gene Ontology annotation, biological process: ubiquitin-dependent protein catabolic process. Gene Ontology annotation, molecular function: structural molecule activity. The record is from RefSeq and is a predicted model, not a curated record. The transcript is spliced from 2 exons. Lineage: Eukaryota; Fungi; Ascomycota; Saitoellomycetes; Saitoellales; Saitoellaceae. The coding region runs from base 26 to 1330 and encodes 434 amino acids. Gene Ontology annotation, cellular component: proteasome regulatory particle, lid subcomplex.